Echinostoma caproni is the source of this 1248-nucleotide messenger RNA. The record is from the annotation of a GenBank genome assembly. Lineage: Eukaryota; Metazoa; Platyhelminthes; Trematoda; Plagiorchiida; Echinostomatidae.
AUGCGGCUGUUUCGUACCCUGCUGUUCCACGCCGUACGGUACGAGCGUGAAGGAUGGCGGGUAUGGAUUGAUACGUUGGCUCUAUUACACAUGUGGUUGGAGAAAUGCGAUCAUUUCAAUGCAACCUCCUCGCCGGGAUCCAGUCGCACAACACCGUCGGUACAUUCCAGACAAUCCAAUACCAGGUCCUCUGUCGAGGAUAUUGGUGUUGAUUUGACCGAACCAGAUGCUCGGCGUAUGAUCCAGUCGGAACUGAGCCCGGGAAAUCAUAUCACCGAUAUCGCUCCAUCCGAAGCGACGAGUCCCCCUAAUGGUUCGAAAGUAUCCAGUGUCGAACCGCCGGUUCCGACUGAUAGCGGCGGAUCGAUGACGCGUGACUCCAUGACACAAGCGUCCGUCUCCGGAGCGGAUCAAACCAUGGCGGUUCAAUCACCUGCACGUCGUUCCCGUGGCACAUUGUUUUUGCGCGAUUUUCGAUGGUCAAUGCUACACCAACUGCUUCUCGACGACUUACUGUGUUCCAUUGAAGAAGAUUUAGGCAUUGUGUCUCUCCGAUCCAGUACGGAUAAACCGGGAUUAUUUUAUCCGGUUCGAGGCGAGAGCACUGGGAUUACCCUAUCUCCACCUUCGGCCCCCUCGAAAGACGAUGGGACCGGACAGAACGCAUCCAGUCCGGAGACACGGGCGUUCACCCUGUUCGAGGAUUCGAGUAAUGCCACAUUUGCCAUCAAUCUGAUUCACUUCCUGUCCGAUUGCACCGAUAUGUUAGUCUCGGCUAGUGGUGGUUUGCUUCCCCUGUUAGCCGCCGCUUCUACUGCAACGUUCCUGACACCCAUUUGUCCCGACCGCCUUGAGCCCAACUUAGAAGCACUGAAUCAAUUGAAUAUCACCCUUAAUCUGGCAACUUAUCCUUCCGCUCCUCUCCCGACCGCAAAACUCUCACCGAAUCCGGAAUCACAGGGUGAUAUUGGCACAUUUGAAACGGUGGAGGGGAUGACCAUGAGUGAUGCGCUGUCUCUCACUCUGCGUAUAGCCUAUCUGCUGGAUUUGUGCAUUCUACACGUGGAUUUGCACACAAUUGAAAAACAACGAUCAAUGGCAUCCGGUGCCCUGGUGCGUCAAUUUGCUCGCCUCUGUGAGUUUCCCACCGAAAAUUCAUCGUUGUACAGUGUUCGCCUCAUUGGUUCUCGCUUAGCACCGUCCCACCUUUUACCUGCUGAUUACUUCACCAAAUGUUUACUCAUUUAA